ACAGAGAAAAGCCUGUUGUUAAGGAAAACUGGCACAGUUUUAAGGAGCCCCUGGGGUGUCUAAAAGGCAAACAGACCUGAAACUGGCACUCAGCUGAGCCUAGGCCAGAAGAAAUCAAUAAUUCUGCAAAUAGGCCUACUUCUCUUCAAAUUAGGAACCAAAUGAUAGCUCAGACAAUUUAUUUAUUCAGAAAUGUUGAGCUUUGGUCCUACGGAGAUGGUUUAGUGCUUAAGAAUUCUUGCUGCUUCUUAGAGGACCCAGAUUUGGUUUCCAGCACCCGUCUUGAGCAGUCAACAACUGCCUCUAACACCAAUUCCAAAGGAUCCAGUGCCCUGUUCUGGUCUCCAUGGGUACCUGCAUACACGUGGCAUUAAAAUGUUUACAGAAACAAACUUCUUUUUAAAUGCCGGGCUCUAUUUAAAUAGUUGCUGGAAGCCUUUUUUUUUUUUUUUUUUAAUUUAAAAGAUCAAGUUUCUCUACAUAGACUGCCUGUCCUGGAACUCUUAUGCAGACCAAGCUGGCCUCAAACUCAUCGAGAGUCACCUGCCUCUGCUUCCUGAGUGCUGGGAUUAAAGGCAUGAGUGCCAGGUUUUCACCAUCACCACAGGAGUGGGGAGUGAACGGGGGUGGAAGCUUCUCUUGGUUAGUGCCAAGUCUUGGUUUGACGGGUCACACUGGUGGCAAGCGGGAGGGAAUAUAUAUAAAAUUUAAGGAGCUGCAAUGCUUAAAGAGUGAGUGAGUGGAACCCUGGGAUGUGAUUAGUAGUUAGUACUCGUCUAGUAUGGUCAAGGCUCGGGGUUGAAUCCUUAGCACUUCAAGAAGUAGCUAAGUCUGCCUGGUUGUGUGUUGCCACUUCUAAACAGGAGAGCAGGGGAACUUGGAUGCUAAUGGUUCCUCGUGUAGCUUUAAUAAUGAUCACCAUCACCCCUUGGUCUGUCAGACCAUCUCCCAAUCAUUGCUCUGCCCUCCAGAGACUGGGUUCUGGGGAUGUCCAGCCACUAGACAAGGGUGACCACAGCCAUCUAAGGACCUGUCUCAGAGUGAAAGCCCAUUUUGGGAAACAGGUGCAGGAUCACAGAAGCUCGAUGACGGGACAUUUCAAGACAGACUGGAGGCCCGCCGUGUGACAUUCUGGUCGUCCUGGGGAAAUGGGUUUACAGGUCUCUGGAGAGGUAAAAUGUGGGAACUUUGGAAUCAUGCACUUUGAACCUCAGCUUCGCCACCAGCCAUGUGACCUUUGCCAGGUUUUCCCAUUAGUCUCAUUUUCCUCAUUCCAAAAAGAAAUAACAAUAUUUUGUUAGGGGACUGAAAUCAGGUCUGGGGAGAUGGCUCCGCUCUGUCAGUAAAGUGCCUGUUUCGUGAGCUUGAAGACUUGAGUUUGGAUUGAUGGCACCCACCCAGGUUCAUGGCCUGGAAGGAGGUCUAUGAUAGCCAUUCUUUGCCUUCCAAAUGAGUGAGUUUAUUGAGCACAUAUAUAGCACUCAAAAGUAGAAUAACGAGUGACCGAAAGGUAGAAACAGUGAGUAGAGGGCGAAAUACAAACUCCAGGCUAAAACUACCCAGCAGAAACCAACUGGGGAAGCCUCAUGGAGGCCUGCAGCCGGAGAUCCUAAUAGUCUCCUCCAGUGAGGCUUCCAGGAGAGAGAACAAAGAACAGAAAAAUAGCAUCAUCACACCAAGGGCUUACAAACAUGUAAUACACGCCAGCUGGGGAGAUCACCUAAGGCAGCCAGCUGGAGGUCCCAAGAGAGACUGUCCCUGGCAAGUGUCACCUCCAGAUCCAGGUAGCAACGGAAGGAUGCUUGGGGAAAUUGAGACAGCUGGGGUCCUGAUGGAGCUUUCCUCGGUGAACUCCCUACUGAGCAACUCCUGGCUUCUCUUUUUCCACUGUAGGCAUCUUUCACAUCGUGGGGCCAAGAAUAGUAACAUCUUUUGGACGUAAUUUGUCUUCUAGCUUUUCCCAAGGAUACCGUGUCUUUACUCUUGGGACGUUUCGCUGUUCUCUUUCCUCCCUGUUACAGAGCCAAGAGAGGUACAGCCCAUUCCUUGACAACAUGCCUCAGAGGAUACUUUAAGACAAACUCGCUCAGGUCUGGGAUGGGAGGGGGCAGCUCUGUUUCCAGAGCCUGUUAGUGAGCUCAAAUGACACAGACAGUUGACCAAUGGAAUACACCUUGUAUGUAGAAAGCUGGACGCGGUGCAGAUCUGUAACAGUCCUGGGGCGGGGGCGGGACAGAGACAGAUCUUCGUGGCUCAUUGGACAGCCAGUUAAACUGGUGAGUUCAAGUUCAAUGAGAAACGCUGUCUCCAAAACCAAGGUUAAAAAUACAAUAGAUGACUUCUGUCCUUUACUCUGGCCUCAACACACAACUUGCAAUCGUACAUUUAUAACACCUCUGAUAUCUCUGCCCACCCCCCCCACACACACAGAAAUAAUAUUUCAUCAAGGUGUUGGACACAGUGUCUAAGGCUAUCUGCUUGCAAUUUUCAGUAAGUUUUGAACAGUAACACCUUGGCAGUCCAUGCGAACAGAAAAAGACCAAAGAUAGUGUCUAGCACAAGAAAUGGUAUGUCUCCUGGGCCAAAGGGGGAACUGUGUGUUCCAAGUUUAGCAACAGAGAGGGAUGCCUGGUUCUAGAGGAGAGAUAAAAUAAAAGACAGUUCACAGUGCAGAAAGAUACCUCUCUUUGAAACAGCCAGGGUAAGAGCAGAAAUACCAUGGGGAUCUUUUGAGGAGGGAUAAAAGGAGAAAUAGAAAUGAUAUUUCUGUCUCCGAGUCCCCGGGGAUGACUGCCAGGCACAGUGUUUGCCAACAAUGCUGUUGUAAUUGGCAAAGCUGACACGGGGUGAAGGGUAGGUGAGGGCUCAGAACGCAUUCCACUGCUCCAGUAGGUCUUGAAAGUUUGCUGAGUUUAGAGUGUCUGUGUCGUUCCUGAGUUAUCUAGUUCAGGGUUUUAUCUCAGACAAAGCAGAGAAAGUUUUGCCCUGUUAGUAUACUGAACAGAGAGUCAUAAGGGAGCCGAGGGGAUGGCUCAGUUGGUAAAUUGCCUGUCAUGCAAACAUGACAAGCUGUGUUGGGAUCCUGUGUACCCAUGUAAAAGCAGAACUCAGUGGGGCCGGUCUGGAACCAAGUGCUGGGGGUGGGAGGAGGAGGAGGGUUUCUGGAGCAGUCACCGUCCAGCCAGCCUGGCUGUGUCAGUGAGCUCCAGGGUCAGUGAAAGACUUAACAAUUAGGUGGAGAGCAAUUGGGGCAGACACCCAACAUUGACCUCUGGCUUUCACACACAUGUACACACAGUGUGCCCUUGUGCAGCUGUGCCCACGCGCGCGCACACACACACACACACACACACACACACACACACACUCACUCAACUCACACACAAACCUGGUAAUAAAGGGAUCCAUUGUGGGUUUUUUUUAAACAAAUGCACAAUGUUUGGUAAAAACUCAAUGACUAGGGUGAUGGUUCAGUGGAUAAAGUGCUUGCCAUGUAAUAAUAAAGACUUCAGUUUUGAUCUGUCUCGCGCCCAAUGUCCCGCCAGCAAGAACGAUGCGCGGCAACAGGAUUCUUCUGCGAGCAAACCUUUACUGUGUUACAGCUCUUCUGAACAGGGACCCCGAGCAGCAAAAUCGCUCGGCUUAUAUAGACAACAGUAUGCUAAUUAUCUCUCAGGGAUUGGUGGGGCUUGGAUCACCCCACUACUUGUCCUCCAGUGAUUGGCGGAGAAUGAAUCACCUCAUUAGCAUAUUAACGGUCAACUGACACCUGGUGCAUAAACCGCACAUGUGCAGUACCGCUGUUCACCACUAGAGGGAGCCCUAGCAAGGGGACAACCCUGCACAUGCGCAAGGUUCAGUCCAUUAUCAUCACGGCAAGAAGCAUGGCAGUGUGCAGGCAGACGUGGUGCUGGAGAAGGAGCCGAGGGUUCUACGUCUGGAGCAGCUACCCGCUCCCGUCCCCAGCGCUCAGCCCCACAGAAAGGCUGCCUUUCGGCCUCGAGGAGAACGGGGGCACGCCAUUUGCUCCCAAAGCUUCGGGGAGACACCACCAUCAGCACCAGCACCACUCCAACUACGGCCUUUCUCUGACCCUGGAGAAUAAGGAGGCGCCGCUGAGGUCCCCGAACUCCAGCAAGGCCCUCACCAAACUGAGCCCCGGAGCACCUGCCCUGUACAGCGAAGCAGCUGCCCAUCUGAAGAAACUGGAGCUGGACACCGUGAAGGCAGCGGGACCCUGGCCUGCCCUGCACAUCAACAUAAACAAGGCCGAGGAAAAGAAAGUUUCCGAGAAGACCCUUCAGACCCCGCUGCUGCCUUCGCCGGUGGCAGAUCAUGUGAAAUGUAACAUUUUGAAAGCACAGCUAGAGAAUGCCUCUCGUGUGAAUGCCCAGAUUGGAAAAGAGGAGCCCUCAUUUGUAAAUAUCAAUAAGAAGUCGAGUCUCCAGGAUACUAAUGUCAGAAGCCCCAUUCCUAUCCGUGUGGAAGCCGCCCAGCCAGCUGUGGAGAAGCCGGAAAUCAAACCUCCCCGAGUGAGGAGGUUAACAAGGCAGUAUAGUUUUAACCGCAGUGAUGAAGAUGACCUCCCUCCAGACCUCGCUGAGGCAGUGGGAGCCACCACGGCCACAACCACAAACACCACGAUGUCUGCCACUCAAGUUUCGGUGUCACUGGCGUCCCCCAAAAUCCAGCAAGUCAGCUCGCCUCAGAAGUCAGAAGUCAAGAGCCCUCUGUCCCCAGGGGCCAAGAGUCCCUCUGACCAUGGAGGCACCUUUACCCUGGGGCCAGGUGACUUGCUGAUGGACUUUACAGAAGCCACUCCUCUGGCAGAGCCCGCCAGCAGCCCCCACUGUGCACAUUCUCGCUGCUCUCCUCCACUCUCUCUCCCCAUGAAGGAAGAGACCACUGGAGUUUGCAUGUACCCUCCAAUCAAAACGAGGCUGAUAAAAACGUUCCCUGCAGAACCAAUGAUGAACCCGUUUCCUGAUCCCUUUGCCACAGGACCACAGUUCGCUGCAGACUUUAGAGAGAACAAAUUACAGUGCUGUCCUGGCCAGUCUUCCCCGUUGAUUCCAACAGCGACCCUGCGGCCACUGACUGAGACUGUGGCUACAGUACAGACCAUCUACACCUCCCGGAAGCCUGUCUCUCUGGCAGCCAGUGCAGAGACGCUCCGGCAGGAACUGGAGAGAGAGAAGAUGAUGAAAAGAUUGCUGAUGACCGAACUGUGACACUCCACCCUUGCUGCCUGGAGAUGGCAUGGUGCCUUCGUCCGCUUCCUUUCCUCGGGCUCGGUGUGCUCACUGCCGCACGAGAUACAGAUGUGUGCUCUGUUCGCCCAGGUCUCCAGGGUUAGCGGAAGCCAGCUUCCGGCUUGACUUGGUUGGACAAGUUAUUUUACGUCUCCUGAGCACGAGAGGUUUUUCUACUGCUCAAUGCAGUGGAGACAGGGUUUGGUAGGAAGUUUUCAGAAGAAAGGGGAUUUCUAUUCAGAGGUACCUGUGUGUAUCUGUUAGUAACCCCAGGGGCUAAUGCAGCGCAGAAUCCUCCGCUUACACUCUCAACGAUGUGACUUUUUCUAUGAUUGACAUUUGCACCAAGCUUUGGCUGUUUGUUAAAUGGGUCAUUUUAUGAGAGAAUAAUUCUUUACUGCUGGUUUUCCAUUUACACUGAAUAAUACACAGAUCUUGUAAAGUUAUUUUUAUUCAGACAUGAGUAGAUGAAUGGGGAAAAGUUACAUAUUAUAUAACUGAAAAUACUUCAGCUUAACCUGAACUACAAUCGAAUGUGUGAACUCGUUGGAUACAAAACAACUUGGGAUAAAUGGAAUUUAUCUUUGAGACCCAUGUAGGAAAUUCUCACUUACAUUGUCUAAAAAAUCUUUACAGGGUCAAGAUGAUUUAAUAUCCGGAAGCUUCAUUUGGCUUUUCCGUAAAGACAGAUUAUUUCUAAAUUCCAUCCACUCUAACCAACGUUGAUAGGACCUGGCCCAGAAGAAACUUAACUCCCUUUUUAUAUGGUUUCAAGAAAUGUGUUUUUAAAUUUUUAUUAUGCACUUGAAUAACUUUGCAGGAAUUAAGGACAGCUACCCACAGACAGCUCUAAAGUUCUUCCUGCUUCUCACAGCUACGCUGUUUUUACAUAGCUGUGCUCAGCGCUGACACCCUUUUGUUAUAUUUCUUUACCUAACACAUCUUAUUAGACAGAUACCUUCACUAACUUAAUAUCUUUAUAUUCACAUGGCGCAGUUAACCUCACUUCUCCCCAUUAAUAGAUAUUUGAGUUAUAUGCAAAUUUUCACACUUAUAAAUAGUGCUGCUAUGAAUGUCUUUGUAAAAAAUAUAAAUAAAUAAAUAUAUAUAUAAAAUCCUUCUCUUGGAUUAUUCCCCUCUGGAAUAGCUCCAAAGAGGGAUUACAAGGUCAGAGAGCAUGAAGUAUUUUAUAGCUCUUGUUUUAUAUUGCCAGAUUGCUUUCUAGAAAGAUCCAAUCUUUGGAUUGGAAGGACCUUAAAGGUCACCUCAUUUAAACUUCCCCUCCUCUGAAUGCUUGAAUCCCCUCCACAAUUUAUAAUGCCACCAGCAAUGUAUAAGCAUUUCUAUUUACCAAUAGCUCUGCCAGUACUGGGUUUUGCUAUUCUAAUUUAUUUUUUGCUAGUUUAAUAGAUGUGUAGACUUGUUCUUGAGAAGCUGUCUUAUUUGAUGAACUGCUCGCAAGGCUGAACACUUUUCCGUGGGAUGAGUUACAAGCUGCAUUCUCUUGUAUGUAAACUGUCCCCAUCCACUUCUUAUGACUGCCUGUUUCAUGGAACUGAUCUCGUACCUUUGUAUCAGAACUGUAUUUUUAUGUUGUAUUAUACUUUGCUUUUCCCCCUACCCCUACAAAUGAAUGGUGCCAAUAAUUUGAUACUAAUGACUAUAAAAAUCGCCUCACUGACUAGCGUUGAGGUAUGUAAACAGGUAUCUGGAUAACCAAGGAGUAACCCUUUAAGUACUGACUCUUUACAAUUUAAUAUUUUUUUGAGGGAGAUCUUUAUAGGAUGAAUGGCACAUUUCCCUGCCGCCUUAGCACACAGAGUAUCCUGGAGGGUCUUCAGCCCUUUCCUGACGAAUCCUGGUCGUCAGUACACAUAUCCGCCCCUCCUGUACCUUUGUAUGGUACAAAAAAAAAAAAAAAAAGUCACGAGGAGCUAUCAACACAUGCCGGGCUUGCUGGGACCUUAUAUAGGCCAUGGCCCUCUUCUCACCAACAGCCCUUUAUUGUUGUCCUGCUGUUUCCGUGGAGCUGUCUGGUGUUGGGUGGGUACUUUCCACUCACGGAGCCCUUUGGCUGUUCUCUGUUAUGUGCAUGUGACAUAAACCAUGUUCCUAUAGAACAGGAGUUGUCACCUCCUGCCAACCCAGCAGCUGCUUCCUCUUCUGAGCUGCUCUCUGUGGUAUGCACUCCCCUCACAGCUCCCCACCCCUGCUCUCGAAUGGAAACCUCCAGAACACAGCAGAAGGUUUCCAGAGCAUUCAGGACACAAGUAUAUCCCAUGUGUAUGAUUUGCUCUGUUUCUAAGGAGGGGUACGGGGUACAUGGAUGUUUUGGCUGCUGCUUUCAGGAGGCUUACAAGCUCCUUCAUUGUCCUCCCACCUCUCCCUUGGGUUCACAAGAGUCUCCAACAUGUGGGCAUCACUGCAAGCCUGAGCACACACAUGUGGUAUAUUCUAUUGUAUAUGACCACAUAUACAUAUAUAUACAUAUAUAUAUAUAUAUAUAUAUGUAUGUAUGUAUGUAACCCGGUACCACUGGCAGUUCACCCCAACCAGUAAAGUCCACAGCAGUGUGUUGCUGCUGUGGCCAUUUUCUUUUGCCUCCUUAAAUGUACGGUGGUGCUUGGCAUUGAGACCUACGGUGAUGCUGCCCUGGGUGAACUCACAAUGACUAUAAGGAAUUGUGCAAUUAUUACCUUCUUUGUCUACUUUAGACCCAAACAACAGCACUGGAAGGUAACACAACACCCACUGUGGAUCCAAGAGGAGAGGGGAGAGUGUGCUAACAUAAUCAAUACAGAGCUGGGACUCCAAACCGUGGCCUGAGACUCCAGGUUGGGAACUCAUGGUGUGUCACUGCAGAAGUCUGGUACCCCUCAACCCAUAGAGCUGACAGGUUGGGGACAGCACAAAUUUUUAGGUGUGAGAAGGGAGGCAUUUGGCAUUUAGAAACUCCCACCAGGAUUCAUCUGGCAUUUUACCCUGAAGAGCACAGGGAGGUUCUUAUGCUGUCGUUAUUGCUUACCAUUUCAAAGAUCACAGACCUUUAAAGUCUUUGAAUAAAGCCCACCGUUUUAAUGAGUUUAAAGUGUGCACCUCAGUGUCUUUCAGCCUGUCCAUGAUGCUGGGCAAACACAUCUGACUUUCGACUCUGCCCUUCCCCUAGUGACCACUAACCACACCCUACCCCGGCCUGUAGGUUUCUGAUUAUGAAUUUGCUUGUUCUAGACACUUCGUAUAUCUGGAAUCAUAUAGUUUAUGGGCUUCUGUGAUCAGCUUCUCUCAUGUAACCAUGUUUUCAAGGUUCAUCUAUGUUAUAGCAUGUAUCAGAACUUCAUUCUGUCUUUGUGACUGAAUAGUGGAGAAGGCGAGGAUUACCAUGUUUUGUUUGCAGAUAUCUGGGUUGCUCCCACUUUGGGGCCAUUAUGAACGAUAAUUUUAUGAACAUUCAUGCACAACUUUUUUUUUUUGGUGUGAACAUAUGUUUUGGGUUCUCUUGGAAUUGCCAUAUCAUAUGGCAAGUCUGUGUUUAACUUUCUGAGGGACUUCCAAGAUCGCAGCUUUUAUAUCUUAUGAAAUUCGACGUGAAAAAUGACACGCACCAGGCGGUCAGAGGCAGGGCACAUCUGUUCCCGGUUGGAUACUGAAUGGUAGCACUAAUUUGGGGAUGUUUUAUAACAGAAAAAAAAGGGCCUUUUGAGAAAUUAUUUUGAUGAGAAGAGAAAUAAAGGUUGUCUGUCUUUUAAAAAUGAAAAUGAAA
Rattus norvegicus (Norway rat) is the source of this 9012-nucleotide messenger RNA. The record is from RefSeq and is a predicted model, not a curated record. Lineage: Eukaryota; Metazoa; Chordata; Mammalia; Rodentia; Muridae.